GGCCUCCCUCUGCUCUUCUCUCCGCUCCGUAUCUGUCCCCGCGGCCCCUCUGCCCAAUGAAACUGGCUGCGAUGAUCAAGAAGAUGUGUCCGAGCGACUCGGAGCUGAGUAUCCCGGCCAAGAACUGCUACCGCAUGGUCAUCCUCGGCUCGUCCAAGGUGGGCAAGACGGCCAUCGUGUCGCGUUUCCUCACCGGCCGCUUCGAGGAUGCCUACACGCCCACCAUCGAGGAUUUCCACCGCAAGUUCUACUCCAUACGAGGCGAGGUCUAUCAGCUAGAUAUCCUGGACACGUCUGGCAACCACCCGUUCCCCGCCAUGCGGCGCCUCUCCAUCCUCACAGGAGACGUUUUCAUCCUGGUGUUCAGCUUGGACAACCGUGACUCCUUCGAGGAGGUGCAAAGGCUCAAACAGCAGAUCCUGGACACCAAGUCUUGUCUCAAGAACAAAACCAAGGAGAACGUGGACGUGCCCCUGGUCAUCUGCGGUAACAAGGGGGACAGGGACUUCUACCGCGAGGUUGAGCAGCGCGAGAUCGAGCAGCUGGUGGGCAACGACCCCCAGCGCUGCGCCUACUUCGAGAUCUCCGCCAAGAAGAACAGCAGCCUGGACCAGAUGUUCCGUGCGCUCUUCGCCAUGGCCAAGCUGCCGAGCGAAAUGAGCCCGGACCUGCACCGCAAGGUGUCGGUACAGUACUGCGACGUGCUGCACAAGAAAGCUCUGCGGAACAAGAAGCUAUUGAGGGCCGGCAGCGGCGGCGGCGGCGACCCAGGCGACGCCUUUGGUAUCGUGGCACCUUUCGCGCGCAGACCCAGCGUGCACAGCGACCUCAUGUACAUCCGUGAGAAGGCCAGCGGCGGCAGCCAGGCCAAGGACAAGGAGCGCUGCGUCAUCAGCUAGGAGCCUCUGCCUCGCCGGCGACAUAACCCUAGGAGGACCUUUUUUGUUAAGUCAAAUCCAAAGCUCUGGCCCGCCCCGUGCACUCCGGGCCGCGAGCGCGCGCGGACUGGCGUCUUCCCUCCCUGCGAUCCGGCCCCGCGUACUGGGGAGGCGCCACGGAACCGAGAAGGGACGGUCAUCUGUUUUGGAAGGAAAGAGAACUGGCUAAUACUGGGACUCCCCCAUCUCUGAUCCCCCCAUUAGCGUCCCACCCCCACAAAGUGGGGGACUUGGGCCCAACAGAAUGGGGACUUGGCGUUUUUCUCAGAGACCUGAGAAUGAGAGUGGGGAGGGGGUGUGAAGUCCAUCAGCCACUGUUAGGCUUCAAGUAGCCACUCUGCGGGUUGAGGGCCAGGACCAACCGGGCAUUAUCUUGUGUGUGAUUUGGCCUUGCUAUGGCAACUGACAGACGCUCUGCCUUCUGGAAACUGACGGGAGUGUGGGUCAAAUCGUAGCCAAGUGAAUUGUUUACAUGUGUGUAUGUGUGGAAUUGCACAAAGGAAAAACAAAACAUAAAACUUGCACUUUACUAGUUCUGGUGUAGACAUGGACAUGAACAAAAUCUCCAAAUGUUUUUACUGUGU
This is a messenger RNA of Castor canadensis (American beaver), 1522 nucleotides long. It is a transcript of the gene Rasd1, whose product is annotated as ras related dexamethasone induced 1. Lineage: Eukaryota; Metazoa; Chordata; Mammalia; Rodentia; Castoridae. Gene Ontology annotation, biological process: signal transduction. Gene Ontology annotation, molecular function: G-protein beta-subunit binding; GTP binding; GTPase activity. The record is from RefSeq and is a predicted model, not a curated record. Gene Ontology annotation, cellular component: cytoplasm.